Messenger RNA from Eutrema salsugineum, 1266 nucleotides. Its product is annotated as histone-lysine N-methyltransferase SUVR3. The transcript has 2 exons. The coding region runs from base 85 to 1152 and encodes 355 amino acids. Gene Ontology annotation, molecular function: histone methyltransferase activity; protein binding. Gene Ontology annotation, cellular component: nucleus. Lineage: Eukaryota; Viridiplantae; Streptophyta; Magnoliopsida; Brassicales; Brassicaceae. The record is from RefSeq and is a predicted model, not a curated record.
AACCGGAGUGAUAAACUAUUGUUGGGUCGUGGUUUUGUAUUUGACUGGAAUCAGGUCAACACAAACAAUUUGGGGGUUAGAAAGAUGGAGGGAUCACAGUCGAAGAAGCCUCGUCUCGGGGAAACCCAAUUCAUUAUUCCGGCCACCGAUCCAUUCCUCCGAUGUGCGAGUUUGAUUCUUCCAUGGCUAAACCCUCAAGAGCUCGCCGCCAUCUCUCUAACUUGCAAAACCUUAUCCAUGAUUUCAAAAUCACUCACUUCCGGGCGAUCCCUCGACGCUACACGGUCCCUCGAAAACCUCCCUGUCCCGUUUUGCAACGCCGUCGAUUCCAAACGUUACGCGUAUUUCAUCUACACACCGUUUCAGAUUCCCGCUUCCUCUCCUCCGCCGCGCCAGUCGUGGGGAUCCACCGUCGUUAGCCCUGCGAUUAGAGUUAAGUCAGUUCUUGACUCAGCGAGUGAACGCGGACGGUUUGGGGUGAGUCUAGUGGACGAGUCAGGAGAGAAAAGGUAUGGAUGCGAGUGCCAGAGAUGCGAGGAAGGAUCCUGCGCGUGCUUAUCACUCGCGGGCGUGGAGGAGAUAGCUAACGAAUGUGGGUCGGGUUGUGGGUGCGGGUUGGAUUGUCCGAACCGGGUGACCCAAAAGGGGAUUUCGGUUCGGCUGAAGAUCGUUAGAGAUGAGAAGAAAGGUUGGAGCUUGUACGCUGAUCAGCUCAUCAAGAAAGGCCAAUUCAUCUGCGAAUACGCUGGGGAGCUAUUGACAACGGAGGAAGCACGUAGACGUCAAAAUCUCUACGACAAACUCAGAUCAACACAAUCCUUCUCUUCAGCUCUUCUGGUCAUACGUGAGCACCUCCCUUCAGGAAAAGCCUGUUUAAGAAUAAACAUCGACGCCACGAGAAUCGGGAACGUUGCUAGAUUCAUAAACCAUUCUUGUGACGGCGGAAAUCUCUCCACAGUUCUGUUGAGAAGCUCAGGAGCUUUGCUUCCUCGGCUCUGUUUCUUUGCAGCAAGGGACAUACUUGCAGCCGAGGAGUUGAGUUUCAGCUAUGGAGAUGUCCGUCUCACUGCCGGGAAGAACAGGGACAACAAGUUAAAUUGCUGUUGUGGUAGUUCUUGCUGUUUUGGAACGUUGCCUUGUGAGAAUACCUGAUUUUUCUCAUCAUCGCCUUCUGGCUCUAUCUGUCCUAAUGUCUAAAUUCGAGUUUAUGUUACUAGCAAAAUACAAACCAGCCAAAGCAAUGAAAACGGAUACAUAAGCCGAAUU